ACACCGCCACACGUGUGUUGCCUCCUAUAUCCUAAAUCCUAUCCACCCCCUAAUUCAUUUCACCCGAAGAAAUGACCGAUAACGAGGAAGGAGGAGAGGGCGAGUCCGGACUCAGGUCGGACUGGGCCGAGAUGACUCACGAGUGCCUGACCAACAUCCUCUCUCGACUCACUCUGGAGGACCGUUGGAAAGGACCUAUGCUCGUGUGCAAGUCCUGGAUGCGAGCCUUCAGGGACCGCUCUCUGCACUUUUCGUUCGAUCUCGACCCUCAAUUCGGAUCCGCUUUCGAGUCCGCUCGCUGGUGGUCUCCCGAUUUCGAGCGGAAGAUCGAUUCCAUGCUCCGAUCGGUUAUCAAUUGGAGCGAUGGUUCCCUAACUGAAAUCCGUACCCGUCACUGCUCGGAUCGAUCCCUCUCCUUCGUUGCUGAACGAUGCCCAAACCUUCAGAUUCUUUCAAUCAAGAGCUGCCCAAAUGUUACUGAUGCAUCCAUAACUCAGAUAGCUUUUGGGUGCCCCAACCUCAUGGAGGUGGACAUCAGUUACUGCUAUGAAAUAUCCCAUGAGUCUCUGGCGACGAUUGGAAAGAAUUGCCCUAGUCUUGAGGUUUUGAAGCGAAACUUUAUGAAUUGGUUAGAUCCUUCCCAGCAUGUAGGAAUUGUCCCAGGCGAGUACCUUAAUGCUUGCCCUCAAGAUGGGGAUACGGAGGCAUCUGCAAUUGGAAAGUUUAUGCCUAACCUCAAGCACCUUGAACUUCGGUUCUCCAAGUUAUCAGCUAAAGGCCUUGCUCUUAUUUGUGAAGGUUGUCCAAAUCUUGAGUACUUGGACUUGGCUGGGUGUGCAAACUUGACGAGCCGUGAUAUUGUGAACUCUUCAUCCAACUUAAAGAAUUUGAAAGAGAUCAAAAAGCCUAAUUUCUAUAUUCCCAGGUCUGUCUUUCACACUGAGAGAUAUGGCCAUUGGAGGUUGUAUGAUGAGCGUUUCCAAACGGACGUCUUCAGAAUUUGAUCAGGUGACUUGUAGUCUGAUGAUUUCCAUUGUUAAUAUAUAGUGUUAUCCUUGUUUAUUGAACUCUGGAUAUUGUGGUCUGGAGUGAAUACAUUUCUUUUAAUCUCCCCUUGUGUACAAGUAUGUUAAAUGCUACUGGUUGUUCUGUUUCCAGUAACCUUUGCCUGAUAUUCUUCUGUUGUUUUUCAUGUUUAAUGUAUGGUGGGUUCCUUUUAUUUAA
Messenger RNA from Tripterygium wilfordii, 1224 nucleotides. RefSeq names its product F-box protein SKIP1-like. The transcript is spliced from 2 exons. The record is from RefSeq and is a predicted model, not a curated record. Lineage: Eukaryota; Viridiplantae; Streptophyta; Magnoliopsida; Celastrales; Celastraceae. Bases 72 to 1004 code for a protein of 310 amino acids. Gene Ontology annotation, molecular function: protein binding.